This is a messenger RNA of Blepharisma stoltei, 1292 nucleotides long. Lineage: Eukaryota; Ciliophora; Heterotrichea; Heterotrichida; Blepharismidae. The record is from the annotation of a GenBank genome assembly.
AUGGAGAGAUACAUACAAAACACAGCUCCUGACUACUAUGAAGGUGCAGCAGAUUUUACCCCAUCAAUCACAGAAAAAUUCCAGGAACUUCUUGCAAGUCAUGAGAGGAAUUAUCCUUCAAAUAUAACUUCAUCAAUUGAUUCCACUGGAGCUCAAGAAGAUGAAUGUUCUAUUUAUAUGGGUUGUGCUGGGAAUUUAUUUAUGUACUGGAGGCUAAGCCAGACUUCAGAAAUUUAUGAGCAUAAUCUGAAUAUUGCGUUGGGAGCUGCUUUAAGGGCAUGUGACGAAAUAGAAAUUCAUAGUGAUCCGAUUACGUUUUUAAUGGGAAAGGUCGGGAUUUAUACACUUCAAGCUGUGAUUAAUAGGGAUAGAUUUGCGGUACAAAAAGUUAUUGAAGCUGAACAAUUGGCAUAUGGCCGCAAAGCUGAAGAUGAGCUGCUUUAUGGGAAUGCAGGAUAUUUGUAUUGCUUGCUAGUUAUUCAGAAAUAUUGGCCUGGAAGCCCUUUUGUUCAAAUUAUCAAUGAAGCUGUUAGAAGAGUCGUUGAAGCACUUAUAAAAUCUGGGAACCAAAAUGGAGAGCUUCAUUAUUCAUUUCCACGUGGCGCAAGUAGAUAUUUACUCCAUUAAUUUUAAGCUGAAAUAAAUAAUAAAUAUUUAAAUACAAAUUCUCAUUUAUAUCCAUAUAAAUCAGCACGAAGUUAGGUGGAGCUCAUGGUACGAUUGGAAUUAUUCACAUUCUUUUGCAAGCAAGAUCAAUCAUUGGACCAUCAUAUGACCAGCUUUUAAUUUCAAGCAUAAAUGCAGUUUGCAACCUACAGUUUGAGUCUGGCAAUUUCCCAAUAAUUGAAGGCCGCAACGAAGACAAGCUCGUUCAUUUUUGCCAUGGGGCUGGCGGAGCAGUCCCAAUGCUUUGUCUCGCAUACGAUAUUUUUAAAAAUCCCCAAUAUCUUGACAAAGCAAUCAGAGCUGGAAACUGCAUAUGAAAUCGUGGCUUAUUAAAAAAAGGAGGCGGGAUUUGUCAUGGAUUUUCUGGAAAUGCAUAUGCUUUUAUAAAACUUUACAACUUAACUCAAAAAAAGAAAUGAAUCUAUAGGGCACAAGUAUUUGCUUAUAAAUUACUUAUUGAUCCAGAAGUAAUGCAAGAAAUAGCAGCAUAUGAAGACCCACAGCGAAAAAGAAUUGGAGUUCCUGAUACACCUUACAGUUUAAUGGAAGGGGAUGCAGGAACAAUUUGUUUUCUCAAUGAUUUGUUGCACCCUGAUAAAGCUUUAUUCCCUUGCUACGACAUAUAA